Molecule: messenger RNA, 1859 nt
Organism: Perca flavescens (yellow perch)
Lineage: Eukaryota; Metazoa; Chordata; Actinopteri; Perciformes; Percidae
Gene: arrdc3b
Product: arrestin domain containing 3b
Exons: 8
Coding region: 189-1445 (418 amino acids)
Biological process (GO): protein transport
Cellular component (GO): cytoplasm
Source: RefSeq, a predicted model, not a curated record
AGGCGGACUGCAGCAGAGAGACGCAGACACCGGGGAGCAGAACCGGCCCCAUAAGCUCACCGUCUCACCCGGAUGAACCGUCCCGGACACAGCCGCCGCGGACCCGGCUCUGUGCUGGGCACCCGCAGCUAUAGCUAAAAGCCUCAUAUAACUUCUUAUUUUUGGAAGUAUUCUCUCGUCAUUCCGCCAUGGUUCUGGGCAAAGUGAAGGUCUUGGCGAUCUACUUUGACAGCUUGAACGAGAACAACCUGCCGGCGUUCUCCGGUGGAGACCUGGUUACCGGGAGAGUGGUGGUGGAGGUUACCGGGGACGUGCGGGUCAAGAGCCUGGAUAUAACCGCGAGAGGAGUCGCCAAAGUCCGAUGGACAGAGUCGAGGAACGCCGGAGCCAACACGGCUUAUACUCAAAACUACACCGAGGAGGUGGAGUACUUGCACCAUUACGACACCUUGAUAGGAGAGGAGAGAGACGAGGACUGUCCAGAGGAAGGUCUGACUGUUCUGCACGCCGGCUUACACGAGUUCGCUUUCAGCUUCAACCUGCCUCAAAUGGCUCUGGCCACUUCCUUCGAAGGGAAGCACGGCAACGUGAGGUACUGGGUGAAAGCUGAACUGCACCGUCCGUGGCUGCUGCCGGUCAAAGUGAAGAAAGAGUUCAUCGUGUUCGAACACAUCGACAUCAACACGCCACUGCUGCUGGCGCCUCAGGCUGGUUCGAAGGAGAAGACACUGUGCUGCUGGUUCUGCGCUUCAGGCCCGAUCUCCCUCAGUGCCAAGAUCGAGCGAAAGGGCUACACACCAGGCGAGUCGAUCCAAAUCUUCGCCGAGGUGGAGAACUGUUCGUCCCGGGUCGUGGUGCCCAAGGCCGCUCUCUACCAGACGCAGACCUUCUUCGCCAAGGGCAAGGGCAAGCAGAUCCAGCAACUGGUGUCCAAUCUGAGAGGAGAGGCUCUGCUGCAGGGGAAGAGCCAGAGCUGGGAGGGCAAACUGCUCAAGAUCCCCCCGGUGUCUCCCUCCAUCCUGGACUGCCCCAUCAUCAGGGUGGAGUACGCACUCGUGGUGUACGUGGACGUUCCCGGUGGAUUGAACUUGUCUCUGUCGCUGCCGCUGGUGAUCGGGACCAUACCUCUGCACGCCUGCACCACCCGCACCUCCAGCAUCAGCAGCAACUGCAGCACUUUGAGCUGGCUGGGCCUGUCGGAGAGACCCGAGGCACCGCCGAGUUACAGCGAUCUGGCAAUAUCGGAAUCUCACAGACGGCAAUGUCUGCACAGCUGCGAUCGGUCUGACGGAGACGGAGAGGACGAGGGAUCUAUGCUGACUUACAUCACAGAGUUCAAGUAUCUGCCCCCGCCACUCUACUCUGAGGUGGAUCCUUACCCCGACUCCGGUGAGGUGUGCGCGGCGGCGGACGCCCGGAGACCCGACACGUGUCCGUCCCGCUGACGUGAGCUCAGACGGGCUUCUGCACAAACAACGAGACACAGUCACCCAUUUUAAGCUCCGGGCUCGAGCACAGCCAGCCUUCUCACCAGAUUAUAUAUCACGAUACAUCAUCAGGCUUAGACCCUGCCUGUCCCGGGACAGUCAGCUGACCCAGUAUUUUGGGGACCGUUGACACAUGAUGGACGAUGGAGUUCGAGCCGUGCCGGGUCAUCUGUAUCCUGUGCUCAAGAUGAGGCACAACAAGUGUUCUCUGACACCACUGUAGGGCUGGGCGAUAUGGAGAAAAUCAAAUAUCACGAUAUUUUUGACCUAAUGCCUCGAUAUCUACACAGCAACGAUAUCGUAGUGUUGACUAUCGGUGCUUUCACUUAAUAUUCACACAAUGACAUUUUUGAUAAUCAUCAGUAAUGUGGA